This is a messenger RNA of Dicentrarchus labrax (European seabass), 6859 nucleotides long. It is a transcript of the gene fhod3a, whose product is annotated as formin homology 2 domain containing 3a. Gene Ontology annotation, biological process: actin filament network formation; cortical actin cytoskeleton organization; cardiac myofibril assembly. The record is from RefSeq and is a predicted model, not a curated record. Bases 444 to 5375 code for a protein of 1643 amino acids. Lineage: Eukaryota; Metazoa; Chordata; Actinopteri; Moronidae. Gene Ontology annotation, cellular component: cytoskeleton; cytoplasm. The transcript is spliced from 30 exons. Gene Ontology annotation, molecular function: actin filament binding.
GGGGGGGUUGGGGGUGGAUUUACUGAGACUCAGACAGACAGACAGCAGACCGGCUGUCCCAAGCUGCGCUGAUCCUUCACUCUCCGGCAGCAGGCUGGAGUCCUCCUGCCGCCUCCCUUUUAUCACUGGCCACCUGCCUCUCCGAGAAUAACGCAGCGGCAUCACACGGCUCCGGGCGAGCACAACCAAAGCAAGGAGCCGAGACGAGACGCACUGACCGGUUUUCUUGUGUGCCAUUCUUCCAGCAGCCCCCCCUUUCUCUCUACAUACCCCCGUCCUGCGGGAGGACCCGCUGCGCACAGGGCGCGCUUGGCGACCCGGGUUUGUUGUCGUUACCAGGAGAGGAGCGCUCAGCGACCAGGAGCCGUAGCUGGUCCGGCUCUCAUCAAACCGGGCUGCCCCUCCGCCCCCGCCCUCAGAGGAGCCACUUGCAUGGAUGCACCAUGGCCACGUUUGUGUGCAGGGUUCAGUUUUUAGAUGACACCGAUCCGUUCAACAGCACGAAUUUCCCAGAACCGACGAGACCACCGCUGUACACCUUCAGGGAGGAUAUCCCACUCAUCAACCAGUUAGCAGGCGUCCACCGGCUCCUCAAAGCCCCACACAAGCUUGAUGACUGUACGCUGCAGCUCUCCCACAAUGGCACCUAUCUGGAUCUGGAGUCGUCUCUGGCUGAGCAAAGGGACGAGCUGGAGGGCUUCCAGCAGGACGACACAGGGUCCAGAGGGAAGAAGCACAGUGUUAUUCUACGCACCCAGCUGACCGUCCGUGUACACGCCUGCAUCGAAAGACUGUAUAACUCCAAUGGACGUGACUUGAGAAGGGCACUGUUCUCUCUAAAGCAAAUUUUUCAGGAUGACAAAGAUCUGGUCCAUGAGUUUGUGAUCGCUGAAGGUCUGACAUGUCUCAUCAAGGUGGGAGCAGAGGCUGACCAGAACUACCAGAACUACAUAUUAAGAGCCCUGGGGCAGAUCAUGCUGUAUGUAGACGGGAUGAACGGUGUCAUUGGGCACACUGAGACAAUCCAGUGGCUGUACACUCUGGUGGGCUCAAAGUUCCGCUUGGUGGUGAAAACAGCCCUGAAGCUGUUGCUGGUGUUUGUGGAGUACUCCGAAUCCAACACCCCACUGCUGAUAGAAGCCAUCACCUCUGUGGACACCAAGAGAGGCUGCAAGCCAUGGUCCAAUACUAUGGAGAUCCUGCAUGAGAAGGAUGGAGUGGACACAGAGCUGCUGGUCUACGCCAUGACCCUCAUCAAUAAGACCCUGGCAGCACUGCCUGACCAGGAUUCCUUCUAUGAUAUGGUGGACGGUCUGGAGGAACAGGGUAUGGAGACAGUGUCCCAAAGACACCUGGGGCGAAAAGGCACUGAUCUGGACUUGGUUGAGCAACUCAACAUCUAUGAGAUGACCCUACGGCAUGAAGAUGGUGACGAUGACAGCAAGCCUCCACCAUUGGUACGCCGGGACCGCCGGCGGGUCAGCCUCGGAGGCGGGGACAAAAAGUGUGGCCUGGAGAGGAGGCGGAGCCGCAGGGCCUCUCUUGGGCGGUCCGGUCACGCCUCUCCCUGCAGUCCUGCGUCACCGCAGAGAGCCGGCUUCCAGCCUUUCAGUGGACAGAGAGCUGAGGACAUGAGUGAGAGUGCACUGUCAGGUUUUCUUCCAUCCAUAGAGGAGGAAUGUGAGGAUGUGAUAGAGGAGGAGGUGGAGGAGGAGGAGGAGGAGGAGGAAGAAGAAGAAGAAGAGACUCCAGUGACUGAGUCUGAUUCGGAUGAACAGGAGGGGGCUGAUACAGUGUCUAAACAGACCACCCCCAGGUAUUUUAGGACAUGCCCGGCUAGACAUCUUCCAUCCAUAGUUCACCGAACAACCCUCCAGUCCAUCACCAUCACUUCCAAAAAGGAGAAUAUGAAAGAGGAGGAGCAGCGUAAUCGGACUGAACCACCUCCAGCACCCACCCUCCACUCCCCGUCUACCCCCACCUCCUCUCUUCCCAUCUCCUCCCCUCUCAGCCCCCCAGCCCAACCUUCCCUUCUGGCCUCGCUGCUGGCCAGGAAGCGCUCCAUUGUCACUGUCCCGGCUACCAAGGAGGUCAGCCCGCCAUUGCGCGGCAGCUCCCGUCCCUCCCCCGACCGCCUCCCCUACCUGCCCCACUCACCCUUCCACCUCUUCUCCUACGACCUCGACGAGGAGCCCUCGCCCCCAGCUCCCGCCAAACCCAGUGAGGAAUCUCCCAAAACGACGUCUCCCAGGAAUGGUGGUGUCGGGUCCUAUUCCUCUCUCAGCACCCCAAGUACGCCCACCAGCUCCAGGCCUGCUUUGGGAGGUCUUCUAUCCUCCUCAUACCGACAACACCAGGAAUCUUUGGCUGCCGAGCGAGAGCGCCGCCGUGUGGAAAGAGAGGAGAGACUUCAGAGGAUAGAGAGAGAGGAGAGGAAUAAGCACAGUCGCGACUAUGUGGAUAAAAUGGAAGAGGCCAGGCUUGCGCGGGAGGAGAGGUAUAAGAACGUGGAGCGUCUGGCGGCAGAGGAGUAUGAGAAGGAGCGCGUCCGGGUCUCGAGGACUCGCCCUGACCUCAACCUGACCUUUGAACCCUCAGAGGCCUGGCCUUCGUCAUCACGCAGCAGCACCCCAUCCUCCUUCGCCUCCCAGGAGGACGCAGAGGCUGACCUUGAAGCCAGGACCCCUGCCACUCCCUACACGCCCUCUGAGACCGGAGAGGCUGAUGACUCCAGUGCCAGUGUAGACACAGAAGAAAAAGAGGUCACUCCUGAAGAGGAGGAAGAGCAGAAAGAAGAGGAAGAGGUGGAAGUGCAGGAGGAAGUGGCAGCAGAGAAGGAGGAGGAAGGCGAGGAGUGUGAGCAGGAACCUGAGAAGGAGAAAGAGGAGGCAGAGGAGGACAGUGGCAUCCUGAGCGACAAGGAACGACAGAAUGAGGAAGUGAAUGAGAAGGACAACUGCUCGGCCUCCAGCAUCUCCUCCGCCAGCAGCACUCUAGAGAGAGAGGAGAGGGGGAGCAAUGAGAAUGGCUUUAAGGAGGAAGAGGUGAAUGAGCAGUGCAGCAAACUCAUCAACAGCAAGCUCUUCAUGCUGGACAUGCUGUACUCCCACAAUAAGAAGCCCAGUGAUGAGGAGGAGGAAGAAGAGGAUGCGGAGAAGGAGCAAGAGAAAGAGAAAGAGAAAGAAGAGGAGGAGGAGGACAAAGAAACCCAGGAGGACGCAGACGGGCAACUGGCCGAUGACCAGGAGGGCGACAACAGAUCUGACAAUUCAGACCACCGCGGGACCAUCCGACCGUUCGCCGAGCGGUUUGGAGCACUGAUCAAGGACCUUGUUUCGCCCCACCCAAACCUGGAAUGCCCAGCCAACGAGCCCCCUCCUCCCCCUCCCAAAAAGGAAUCAGACACAAUCUGGGACCAGCUCCUGGCCAGCCCUCGAGAGCUGCGCAUCGGGGACAUCAACUUCACCGACCUGACAGAGGACGAUGACAAGAACAUUCUGGAUGCUGUUUUGAUGGGAGGAUGCAGCGACCUCCCGCCUCCGCCGCCUCCUCCACCCUGCUUACCCCGCUUCCCCCCACCCCCUCCAAUGCUAGGCAGCUGCCCACCACCCCCUCCUUUGAUUGGGAUGAUGAGGCCUCCACCUCCCCCUUGUCUUAGUGCCCCAAUGCCAGUGCCUCCACCCCCGGAGCCGCCUCUCUUCAACAAGAAGAAGAAGACAAUCAGGCUCUUUUGGAGCGAGGUGCGCCAGACAGACUCUCAGUACAGCAGCUACAAGCGUAGUGGAGACUCGCUCUGGUCCAAACUGGAACCAGUAAAGUUGGACACAGCCAAACUUGAACAUCUGUUUGAGUCGAAAUCAAAGGAAAUACCAGUUACAAAGAAAACAGCGGCAGACGGCAAGCGCCAGGAGAUCAUCGUUUUGGAUUCCAAGAGGAGUAACGCCAUCAACAUCGGCUUGACGGUGCUGCCUCCUCCUCGCACGAUCAAGACGGCCAUACUUAACUUUGACGAGUACGCACUCAACAAGGAGGGAAUAGAGAAAAUCCUGACGAUGAUUCCCACAGAGGAGGAAAAGCAGAAGAUCCAGGAGGCCCAACUGGCCAACCCUGACGUUCCGCUGGGCUCAGCAGAGCAGUUCCUCCUCACUCUGUCCUCCAUCAGCGAGCUCUCUGCCAGACUCCAGCUCUGGGCCUUCAAGAUGGACUACGAGGCGACCGAGAAGGAAGUUGCAGAGCCGCUGCAGGAUCUGAAGGAGGGUAUGGAGCAGCUGGAGAAGAACAAAACUCUACGCUACAUCCUCUCCACGCUGCUCUCUAUCGGAAACUUCCUCAACGGCACCAAUGCUAAAGGCUUUGAGAUGACAUAUUUGGAGAAGGUUCCAGAGGUGAAGGACACGGUUCAUAAGCAGUCUCUGCUGCAUCACGUCUGCUCUGUGGUGGUGGAGAACUUCCCUCAGAGCACCGACCUCUACUCCGAGAUUGGAGCCAUCACGCGAUCUGCUAAAGUGGAUUUCGACCAGCUGCAGGAGAACUUGUGUCAGAUGGAGCGGCGCUGCAAGGCCUCAUGGGACCACCUUAAGGUGAUCGCCAAGCAUGAGAUGAAGCCCCAACUGAAGCAGAAGAUGUCUGACUUCCUCAAAGACUGUGCUGAGAGGAUUAUCAUCCUCAAGAUUGUUCACCGCAGGAUCAUCAACAGGUUCCAUUCAUUCCUGUUGUUCCUCGGCCAUCCAGCAUACAGUGUGAGAGAGAUCAGCGUCCACAGGUUCAGUAAAAUCCUCAGCGAGUUUGCGCUGGAAUACCGAACCACCCGAGACCGCGUGCUGCAGCAGAAACAGAAACGGGCUGACCACCGCGAACGUAACAAGACCCGAGGAAAGAUGAUCAUAGACGUCAACGCUCCUUCUGAUGAUGAAGAGGAGAGUGAGUGUGGUCGGUACGGCUCCAGCGCCAACAGCAGCGCCCCUAGUGGCAGCCAAGAGAGCGAGCAGCCUCAGGGUCUGGGCCACUCUGAGGAUGUUGCAGAGCAUGAGCACAUGAAGGCCGUGCUGAGAACCAGCAUCAGCGGCGGCGACAAGGAGGCCACCGGGGUACCGGGGCUUCGGACACGGACAAGAUCCCGGCCCGGACGGGGAGGUCGCAGUAUGCCGGCAUGGACGCCACCUGUGGAGGACACUCAGCUCUGUGGAGACGAUGCUGCAGACGAGAUCAUGGAGCGGAUAGUGAGGUCGGCCACUCAGGGUCCAGGAACCAGAGCCCAACCCAGAGAGAGGAGGAGGUCCAGGGCCAACCGCAAGUCAUUGAGGCGGACUCUGAAGAACGGUCUGACCCCAGAGGAAGCUCUUGCUUUAGGACUAACCGAUUCUCCGGACACAUAAUCGUGAUCAUCAGACCUCCCCCAUUGCCGUGGAAACAUAGCUACAACCAUCGAAGCAACGUCUCUGUCCGCCACCUGCCUUCGCCACACUUUACACAGUUGUAUUCCACCCGUCAUAAACCCCUGUAGGUUUUUGCCGGGUGCUCAUUUUGCCUGAUGUGUCUGAGUGAUGAAGCUGCAGCCAUGAUAGUGUUUUCUUUUUUGGCAACACAAAGAAAAAGUGUAAGCGAAGACAGAGAAUACGUCAAAUAAGGACCGAUGUAUUCAACUUGGCAAGGAAAAGAAAAAUUCAAUUCAGCGACGUUGCCUCUACACUGAAUUGAAAGGUUUUUUUUUAUUUAUCUAAACAUAUUUGAAAUGUUGCAUUAGUCCAAAGGGAUAAUUUUUGCUUGUGAGUUUCUGCAGCUGUGACUUCACCAUUUUUCAUUUAUUUAAGCUGUGAAUUUCCGUUAUAAAGGUUAACAGGCUGAAGAGGAAGUUUUAUUUAGUUCUCCUAUCCAGUUUCCAGAAUCCCAAGAGAUCAGCACAAACAAAGAGGCUUACUAAGAAUGAUCCUUUGUGAAAAGGCAGAUGUUUGCUUCUGCAGCUGCACGUUUGACAAGUGACGAGUAUAAUUGUGUCCAGUAGGAAUGUGAAAGGUUUUCAGUCUGAUGUGUGCCUUUCAUUUAAAAGGGACAACGCUGUACCUUUACGCCAUCUUGUUUCACGCACCUCCUACUUCUCAGAUAACACAAAUGUCACAUUCACAGGCGUAGUUAAAUCGAGUACGAGUGUUGAUUAUAAUGAAUUAAUUUUUUUUAUUUUGGCCGAAGUGUUCUAGUAUUUAUUUGCAAAGCUCGGACAUCUUGCACCUUACUCAACAUUAAUAGUUUCUCAUGCUGAAAUGAACGACACAGAGAAAAAGUUUUUAUCUCAGAGGAACUGUUUGUAAAGUGUAAAAAGACAAAAGGAUAAAGACAUUUUUUUUUAAUUUUAAUAAUCUAUUUUGAAGGACAUGCAGAGAAUUCUGCAUAAAAUGUGUAAAUGCCCUUUCCAGCUGCCAGGUACUAAAUACUGUAGUACUACAGUGUGCAUGUUUAGUGCGGUUCAUGUGAUGUAUUAUUUUUGUAAUUUCUGUAGAAACUUGUAUUAUAGUCUGAGAGAAUGGAAAAAAAAGAGGCUAUUCUGUGAAUUGUAAUAAUAGAUAAAAGAAAUGAAAGAUGUGCUCACAGCUGAAAUAUGUGUUUUUGCUCCGUGCUGAGAGAGGACAGCUUUAAACUCUGUGGUCACAUUGUACUUUGUAUGAACUUGAACAGGUUGCGGAUAAUGUAAGUCCCAGCUGAACCAUGUGCUCCUCUCACAGCACAACAGAAACUGGGAAAUAUCACUGCAUAAAUGCCACGUAGUGAGCCGAACACGAAACCACGGUUACAUACACUUUCACUUGAAAUGCUGUGUAUACACAUUCUGCAAUAAAAAAAACAAAAACCAUUGAGUGAAAAAAAA